Messenger RNA from Culex pipiens pallens (northern house mosquito), 1089 nucleotides. RefSeq names its product pickpocket protein 28-like. The transcript has 3 exons. Gene Ontology annotation, biological process: sodium ion transmembrane transport. The record is from RefSeq and is a predicted model, not a curated record. Gene Ontology annotation, molecular function: ligand-gated sodium channel activity. Gene Ontology annotation, cellular component: membrane. The coding region runs from base 1 to 1089 and encodes 362 amino acids. NCBI's taxonomy places the organism in Eukaryota, Metazoa, Arthropoda, Insecta, Diptera, Culicidae.
AUGAUACGCGCACUAUACGUGAAAUGGGACAACACCCCGGGAAUCGUCUCCUUUGCCACCAAGGCUUCAGACGUUAGCGACAUUCCCUUCCCAGCCAUCACCAUUUGUCCGGAAGUCAAGUCUCAAGUUUCCCGGUUUAACUUUACCGAUGCCUACCACAAGCAUAAAGCUGGCAAGCUGGAUAAGGCAAGCUUGAACACAUUCAUCACCAUGUGGCAGAUUUGCGACCUGGGAGCGGGAAAUGAUCAUGCACCAAGAUUGUACGACAAUCAUUGCAUACGAACUCUGCGUGAUCUGGCUGUUCCCAAGUCAUCUCUGCUUAAGCAGUGUUUAUGGGGACGUCAAACGCUGAACUGUAGCCAGGAGUUCCACACCACUGUUACCGACCAAGGCUACAAGGUUCAACUCCACGCCCCCACUGACCACCCAUCCCUUUCGAACUACAUCCAAGUUCCGCUGGAUCAGGAGGUGUCGGUCGAGGUGAUCCCGCACCUUGCUCUGACCACCAACAGCAUUCGUCACUACAGCCCAGACCGUCGAAACUGCUUCUUCCAGGAAGAACGAAAGCUACAAUUCUUCAGCGUGUACAGCCAAGCAAACUGCGAGCUGGAAUGUCUCAGUAACUACACGGUGAAGCUUUGUGGCUGCACCCGAUUCUCGAUGCCGCGAGCUCGUCUAGUGCCCGUCUGCGGGGUCGGUGCCAUGCGGUGCUACCAGAUGGCCGAGUACAGCCUGCUUCAGAUGGAUGGCUGCCACUGUAUGCCGGCUUGCAGCACACUGCAGUACGACGCGGAGAUAUCGCAAGCGGACUUUGACUGGCAUCACAUGAAGCAGUUCAAGCUGGAUCAUAAGGAGAGAAUCCACCUCUCCUACUUGAUCGUGUACUUCAAAGAACCGAAAUUCAUAGCGAUCAAGCGAAGCGAACUGUACGGCGAUACGGAGUUUUUGGCAAACUGCGGAGGUCUUCUCGGAUUGUUUCUAGGUGUAAGUCUGCUCAGCUUUGCUGAGAUUCUGUACUACUGUACGCUCAAGCCGUUCGUAUUGUGGUGGAAUUGGCGUCGAUUGAGGUCGAUAGAGGGUACGGAUUGA